This is a messenger RNA of Mauremys mutica (yellowpond turtle), 12203 nucleotides long. RefSeq names its product teneurin transmembrane protein 3 (gene TENM3). The transcript has 38 exons. Gene Ontology annotation, biological process: neuron development; signal transduction; heterophilic cell-cell adhesion. Bases 1018 to 9426 code for a protein of 2802 amino acids. Gene Ontology annotation, cellular component: membrane; neuron projection. The record is from RefSeq and is a predicted model, not a curated record. Gene Ontology annotation, molecular function: protein heterodimerization activity; cell adhesion molecule binding; protein homodimerization activity. NCBI's taxonomy places the organism in Eukaryota, Metazoa, Chordata, Testudines, Geoemydidae.
ACUAUUGUGCAGUUCUACACUCAGAGGGGUGAAAGGAUUUUUCACAGAUCUUAAUGAGAAAUCUGUGGGGGAAUUUCCUAUGAAAGUACUGGAAAAUAACUUGUCUAUUAAUAACCUAGACCACAGGAGGUGAGAGUAUUUGUGAACUUCAGUGGAUAAUAUGUGAAUACUGUAGAGACAGAGGGAUGGAAACUGAGGCUUGCCUAUAUACUUCGUAAUGCAGCAGCAGUAACUUGAAGCUAUCGUGAAUAUAGUAUCUGCUGCAAGGAAAUAACAGUGGAGGAGAGUUUGCAGGGGGGAAAAGAAACAGCAGAAUAAGAAACAGCAGAAUAAGAAAGAAAAUGGUUGAUGAUGCAAUUUUAUUCUAUUGAUUUAACAGCCCAUUCAGAGCGAGGGCUGUGAGACUACGACAACCUGUCCCUAGUGUAAUGUCAAUGUCGGCUAUCACUUUGGCAGAAUCAGCCAGCUCAGUGAAGACUAAAAGAGUCCCUCCUCCUGUUUUUUCAUCUGCUGGUGGCAUUCAAAGUGACCUUGCCUUGUAAAUAUUGAUUACUGAUACUUAAACAUCUGUGAGUUUUUUCCCAAGAGAUGAACAACAGUUGAUUCAAUCUGGUAGAAAGAUUACUCUGCUGAGAUGAGCUCUUAAUUAAUGCACAGAGAGCCUGAAAGUCCCACCUCUCAACAGUGAUGAUUGACAUUCAAGGAUACAUAAAUUACACUAAUUGAGCUCUGCAUCAAUACAGUCUUUCCACAGCCAACUCAUCAGAGAAGAUUUCUGGAUUGUUUGUGUCCUGCUGGAGUAAAACCGUUGUAUUAAACUCAGAAAACAAAGAGCUCGUGAGUGAAGAAAGAAGAAAAGUGCUGGGUGCGUGGUGCGUUUCCUGGCGCCGCUGCUGGGAUACUGAGAGCAGGCGGAGAAGAGACAGAGCGAGCUUGGCAGCCCUGGGCGGACAUAAAUUAAAUGUAGAGAAGAGUUUCAAAUAAGCUGGGCUGAUGUGCAUACAGAAGGAAUGAAGUAUGGAUGUGAAAGAACGUAGGCCUUAUUGCUCCCUGACAAAGAGCAGAAGAGACAAAGAACGACGUUACACAAAUUCUUCAGCAGAAAAUGAGGAGUGCAGAGUGCCUACACAGAAGUCAUACAGUUCAAGUGAAACCCUGAAAGCUUUUGAUCAUGAUUCCUCCAGGUUGUUGUAUGGAAACCGGGUGAAGGACUUAGUCCACAGGGAAGCAGAUGAGUAUACCAGGCAAGGACAGAAUUUUACCCUAAGGCAGUUAGGAGUUUGUGAACCAGCAACUCGUCGUGGACUGGCAUUUUGUGCGGAAAUGGGGCUCCCCCACAGAGGUUACUCUAUCAGUGCAGGGUCAGAUGCUGAUACUGAAAAUGAAGGAGUGAUGUCUCCAGAGCAUGCCAUGAGACUUUGGGGCAGGGGGGUCAAAUCAGGGCGCAGUUCCUGUCUAUCAAGCCGUUCCAACUCAGCCCUCACUCUGACUGAUACUGAACAUGAAAACAAGUCCGACAGUGAGAAUGGUCCUCCCAUGCCAUCCUCUUCAUCUAGUCCAUCCGUCAUUGAACAUUUACAUUCCCUUCCUCCAUCACCCAAUCUCCAUGACAACCAGAGGUGGUUGCUAAGUACUAAUGCCAUCCAGCCAGUUCAGGACUCUGAUACAGAUGAGGACUAUACUGCCAGCACUUAUCUAGUACAGACUGGUACUGUUUCAGUUUGUCCCCCAGAUCAUGAGCAACCGCCAAAUAACCAAGGCCAGUCGACCCUGCAACCUUUGCCACCUUCUCACAAGCAGCAUUCUGCACAGCAUCAUCCAUCUAUCACCUCCCUUAACAGAAACUCAUUGACAAAUAGGAGGAAUCAGAGUCCGGCCCCGCCGGCUGCUUUGCCCGCCGAGCUGCAAACCACACCUGAGUCGGUCCAGCUGCAGGACAGCUGGGUCCUUGGCAGUAAUGUGCCACUGGAAAGCAGAAAAUUAGGAAAUCAAGCAGUUCUUGCAAAUGGUCAUGACAGCCUUAUAGAGAUGGAUGUGUUUACUCCAACAUGCCACGAUAACAGUUAUGGGGAUGGGCAUUUCUUAUUCAAAACAGGAACAGGGACAACACCACUGUUCAGUACUGCAACACCAGGUUACACAAUGGCAUCUGGGUCAGUUUAUUCCCCCCCUACUCGGCCACUACCUAGAAAUACACUAUCAAGAAGUGCUUUUAAAUUCAAGAAGUCUUCAAAGUACUGUAGCUGGAAAUGUACUGCACUCUGUGCUGUAGGAGUCUCAGUGCUACUGGCAAUACUGCUAUCCUACUUUAUAGCAAUGCAUCUCUUUGGCCUCAACUGGCAGUUACAACAGACUGAAAAUGACACAUUUGAGAAUGGAAAGGUGAAUUCUGAUACCAUGCCAACAAACACUGUAUCGUUACCUUCUGGCGAAAAUGUAAAAUUAGGGGGAUUUGCACAAGAAAACAACACUAUAGAUUCUGGAAAACUCGAUAUAGGCCGAAGAGCAAUACAAGAGGUUCCUCCAGGGAUCUUCUGGAGAUCACAGCUCUUCAUUGAUCAGCCACAGUUUCUAAAAUUCAAUAUCUCCCUUCAGAAAGAUGCAUUGAUUGGAGUAUAUGGCCGAAAAGGCUUACCCCCAUCACAUACCCAGUAUGACUUUGUGGAACUCCUCGAUGGUAGCAGAUUGAUCGCAAGAGAACAGCGCAACCUGCUUGAGUCAGAGAGAGCAGGCCGACAGACAAGGUCUAUCAAUCUCCAUGAGGCUGGUUUUAUCCAGUAUUUGGAUUCUGGAAUCUGGCAUCUGGCUUUUUAUAAUGAUGGGAAAAAUGCAGAGCAGGUGUCUUUUAAUACCAUUGUUAUAGAGUCUGUAGUGGAAUGCCCCCGAAAUUGCCAUGGAAACGGAGAGUGUGUUUCUGGAUCAUGCCAUUGUUUUCCUGGAUUUCUGGGCCCUGAUUGUUCAAGAGCAGCCUGCCCAGUAUUGUGUAGUGGCAACGGGCAGUAUUCCAAAGGGCGCUGUCUCUGUUUCAGCGGUUGGAAGGGUACAGAGUGUGAUGUGCCUACCACCCAGUGUAUUGAUCCUCAAUGUGGGGGCCGUGGGAUCUGUAUCAUGGGCUCUUGUGUAUGCAACUCUGGGUACAAAGGAGAAAACUGUGAAGAAGCUGAUUGCUUAGACCCAGCCUGUUCCAGUCAUGGUGUGUGUAUCCAUGGAGAGUGCCACUGUAAUCCAGGAUGGGGUGGUAGCAACUGUGAAAUACUGAAGACAAUGUGUCCAGACCAGUGCUCUGGUCAUGGGACGUACCUUCAAGAAAGUGGUACCUGCACUUGUGACCCUAAUUGGACAGGUGCAGAUUGCUCAAAUGAAAUCUGUUCUGUGGACUGUGGGUCUCAUGGUGUUUGCAUGGGUGGAACAUGUCGUUGUGAAGAAGGUUGGACUGGACCAGCCUGCAAUCAAAGAGCCUGCCACCCUCGCUGUGCUGAACAUGGAACCUGUAAAGAUGGGAAGUGUGAAUGUAGCCAGGGAUGGAAUGGAGAGCACUGUACUAUUGAGGGCUGCCCUGGUCUGUGCAAUAGCAAUGGAAGAUGUACAUUGGACCAAAAUGGUUGGCAUUGUGUUUGCCAGCCAGGAUGGAGAGGAGCAGGAUGUGAUGUAGCCAUGGAAACUCUGUGCACUGAUAGCAAGGACAAUGAAGGAGAUGGAUUAAUUGACUGCAUGGAUCCCGACUGCUGCUUGCAGAGUUCCUGCCAAAAUCAGCCCUAUUGUCGUGGAUUGCCUGAUCCCCAAGAUAUCAUUAGCCAAAGCCAACAAUCACCAUCUCAGCAAGCUGCCAAAUCUUUUUAUGACCGGAUCAGUUUUCUUACAGGGCCAGAUAGUACCCAUGUGAUACCUGGAGAAAGUCCUUUCAAUAAGAGCCUUGCAUCUGUCAUCAGGGGCCAAGUAUUAACUGCCGAUGGAACGCCACUCAUUGGAGUUAAUGUCUCUUUUUUACAUUAUCCAGAAUAUGGUUACACAAUCACUCGCCAAGAUGGAAUGUUUGAUUUGGUGGCAAAUGGUGGUGCAUCUCUAACUCUGGUGUUUGAACGAUCACCAUUCCUCACACAGUAUCACACAGUGUGGAUUCCAUGGAAUGUCUUUUAUGUCAUGGAUACCCUGGUCAUGAAGAAGGAAGAGAAUGACAUUCCCAGCUGUGAUCUGAGUGGAUUUGUGAGGCCAAACCCUGUCAUUGUGUCAUCACCUUUAUCCACCUUCUUUAGGAUUUCUCCUGAAGACAGUCCCAUUAUCCCUGAGACACAGGUACUUCAUGAAGAGACUACAAUCCCAGGAACUGAUUUGAAAUUAUCAUACUUAAGCUCCAGAGCUGCAGGAUAUAAAUCAGUUCUUAAGAUCACGAUGACUCAGUCUGUUAUACCAUUUAACUUAAUGAAGGUUCAUCUUAUGGUGGCAGUGGUGGGAAGACUCUUUCAGAAAUGGUUCCCUGCAUCCCCAAAUCUGGCUUACACUUUCAUAUGGGAUAAAACCGAUGCAUACAACCAGAAGGUCUAUGGCUUAUCUGAAGCUGUUGUGUCUGUAGGUUAUGAAUACGAGUCUUGUUUGGAUCUAACUCUCUGGGAAAAGCGGACUGCCAUUUUGCAGGGAUAUGAAUUGGAUGCCUCUAACAUGGGUGGUUGGACAUUGGAUAAACAUCAUGUGUUAGAUGUUCAGAAUGGUAUCCUCUACAAAGGAAAUGGUGAAAAUCAAUUUAUUUCUCAGCAACCUCCAGUUGUUAGUAGCAUCAUGGGCAAUGGACGAAGACGCAGCAUCUCAUGCCCAAGUUGCAACGGCCAAGCUGAUGGUAAUAAACUACUAGCUCCGGUAGCAUUAGCUUGUGGGAUAGAUGGCAGCCUGUACAUAGGGGAUUUCAACUAUGUUCGGCGGAUAUUCCCAUCUGGAAACGUCACUAGUGUUCUUGAACUAAGCAGCAACCCAGCUCACAGAUACUACCUUGCAACUGACCCAGUCACAGGAGAUUUGUAUGUUUCUGACACUAACACACGCAGGAUCUAUCGUCCAAAGUCACUCACUGGUGCAAAAGACCUGACAAAAAAUGCUGAUGUAGUAGCAGGAACUGGAGAACAGUGCCUUCCAUUUGAUGAGGCAAGAUGUGGUGAUGGAGGCAAGGCUAUGGAAGCAACGCUCAUGAGUCCCAAAGGACUGGCAAUUGACAAGAAUGGAUUAAUCUACUUUGUUGAUGGGACCAUGAUUAGAAAAGUGGAUCAAAAUGGAAUAAUAUCAACUUUGCUUGGCUCUAAUGAUCUAACCUCAGCACGACCUCUAACAUGUGACACUAGCAUGCACAUCAGCCAGGUACGUCUGGAAUGGCCCACAGACUUGGCUAUCAAUCCAAUGGAUAACUCCAUUUAUGUUUUGGAUAACAAUGUGGUUUUGCAGAUCACUGAAAAUCGUCAGGUCCGUAUUGCUGCUGGGAGACCAAUGCACUGCCAAGUGCCUGGCGUGGAGUACUCUGUCGGAAAGCAUGCUGUACAGACCACUUUAGAAUCAGCAACAGCUAUUGCAGUGUCCUACAGUGGGGUACUUUACAUUACAGAAACUGAUGAAAAAAAGAUUAACAGAAUAAGGCAGGUUACAACUGAUGGAGAGAUCUCGUUAGUUGCUGGAAUACCAUCAGAGUGUGAUUGCAAAAAUGAUGUUAACUGUGACUGUUACCAAAGCGGUGAUGGCUAUGCUAAAGAUGCCAAACUUAAUGCCCCUUCCUCCUUGGCUGUGUCUCCAGAUGGUACAUUGUACAUUGCUGAUCUUGGAAAUAUUCGGAUACGAGCUGUGUCAAAGAACAAGCCCUUGCUGAAUUCAGUGAACUUUUAUGAAGUUGCUUCUCCAACUGAUCAAGAGCUCUAUAUCUUCGAUGUUAAUGGUACUCACCAAUACACUAUGAGUCUAGUCACUGGAGACUAUCUGUACAAUUUUAGCUACAGUAACGAUAAUGAUAUUACAGCAGUAACGGAUAGCAAUGGAAAUACACUUCGUAUCAGACGGGAUCCCAAUCGGAUGCCAGUGAGAGUGGUGUCUCCUGAUAACCAAGUGAUUUGGUUGACUAUAGGCACCAAUGGAUGCCUGAAAAGCAUGACUGCCCAAGGUCAAGAGCUUGUUUUAUUUACUUAUCAUGGCAACAGUGGGCUUCUGGCAACUAAAAGUGAUGAGACUGGAUGGACUACAUUUUUUGACUAUGACAGUGAGGGUCGUCUCACAAAUGUUACGUUUCCAACUGGAGUGGUCACUAACCUUCAUGGGGAAAUGGAAAGGGCCAUUACAGUGGACAUUGAAUCAUCUAGCAGAGAGGAAGAUGUCAGCAUUACUUCAAACUUAUCAUCAGUUGAUUCUUUCUAUACCAUGGUUCAAGAUCAGUUAAGGAACAGCUACCAGAUUGGCUAUGAUGGCUCCCUCAGAAUUAUCUAUGCCAGUGGCAUGGAUUCACACUACCAAACAGAACCGCAUGUUUUAGCUGGCACAGCCAAUCCAACAGUAGCAAAAAGAAACAUGACUCUUCCAGGAGAGAAUGGUCAGAACUUAGUAGAAUGGAGAUUCCGAAAAGAACAAGCCCAGGGAAAAGUCAAUGUGUUUGGCCGAAAGCUAAGGGUUAAUGGCAGAAACCUCCUUUCAGUCGACUUUGAUCGAACCACAAAGACAGAAAAGAUCUAUGAUGACCACCGUAAAUUUCUGCUGAGGAUUGCCUACGACACAUCAGGGCAUCCAACUCUCUGGCUGCCAAGCAGCAAGCUGAUGGCUGUCAAUGUUACCUAUUCAUCUACAGGUCAAAUUGGCAGUAUUCAGCGAGGAACCACUAGUGAAAAAGUAGACUAUGAUGGGCAGGGAAGGAUUGUAUCUAGAGUAUUUGCUGAUGGAAAAACUUGGAGUUACACCUAUCUGGAAAAGUCAAUGGUCCUCCUGCUUCAUAGCCAACGGCAGUACAUCUUUGAAUAUGAUCUGUUGGAUCGGCUUUCUGCCAUCACCAUGCCCAGCGUUGCUCGUCAUACCAUGCAAACCAUUCGUUCCAUUGGCUAUUACCGGAACAUAUACAACCCCCCUGAAAGCAACGCCUCCGUUAUCAUGGACUACAAUGAAGAGGGACAGCUCCUUCAAACAGCUUUCUUGGGUACAAGCCGAAGAGUCUUGUUCAAAUACAGAAGGCAGACGAAGCUCUCAGAAAUUUUGUAUGAUAGUACAAGAGUCAGUUUUACUUAUGAUGAGACAGCAGGUGUUCUGAAAACAGUAAACCUCCAGAGUGAUGGUUUUAUCUGCACCAUUAGAUACAGGCAAAUCGGCCCACUGAUUGACAGGCAGAUUUUCCGCUUUAGUGAAGAUGGAAUGGUAAAUGCUCGAUUUGACUACAGCUAUGACAAUAGCUUCAGAGUGACUAGCAUGCAAGGUGUCAUCAAUGAAACCCCGUUGCCUAUUGAUCUCUACCAGUUUGACGAUAUCUCUGGUAAAGUUGAGCAGUUUGGAAAAUUUGGAGUUAUAUAUUAUGAUAUUAACCAGAUAAUUUCCACAGCUGUAAUGACUUACACAAAACACUUUGAUGCUCAUGGCCGCAUCAAAGAAAUUCAGUAUGAAAUCUUUAGGUCACUAAUGUACUGGAUUACAAUUCAGUACGAUAACAUGGGGCGAGUGACUAAAAGAGAAAUUAAAAUUGGGCCAUUUGCCAACACCACCAAAUAUGCUUAUGAAUAUGAUGUUGAUGGUCAGCUCCAGACAGUUUAUCUAAAUGAAAAAAUCAUGUGGCGAUACAACUAUGAUUUAAAUGGCAACCUCCAUUUGCUCAACCCUAGUAACAGUGCCCGUUUGACCCCACUUCGCUAUGACCUGAGAGACAGAAUCACUCGACUAGGCGAUGUUCAGUACCGAUUAGAUGAGGAUGGAUUCCUGCGUCAGAGGGGUACUGAGAUCUUUGAAUACAGCUCAAAGGGCCUUCUCACUAGAGUUUACAGCAAAGGCAGUGGGUGGACAGUGAUAUACCGUUACGAUGGGCUAGGACGACGGGUUUCCAGUAAAACUAGCCUCGGACAACACCUCCAGUUUUUUUAUGCAGACCUUACUUAUCCAUCCAGGAUAACUCAUGUAUAUAACCAUUCAAGCUCUGAGAUCACUUCUCUUUACUAUGACCUGCAAGGGCACCUUUUUGCCAUGGAGAUUAGUAGUGGGGAUGAGUUUUAUAUUGCCUCAGACAACACUGGGACACCACUGGCUGUUUUUAGUAGCAACGGUCUGAUGCUUAAACAAAUUCAGUACACUGCUUAUGGCGAGAUCUAUUUUGACUCCAACCUUGACUUUCAGUUGGUAAUAGGAUUCCACGGAGGCUUGUAUGACCCAUUGACUAAACUAGUCCAUUUUGGAGAAAGAGAUUAUGACAUAUUGGCAGGCCGCUGGACUACACCUGACAUUGAAAUCUGGAAAAGAAUUGGGAAGGAUCCAGCUCCUUUUAACCUCUACAUGUUUAGGAAUAACAAUCCAGCCAGUAAAAUACAUGAUGUGAAAGAUUAUAUCACAGAUGUUAACAGCUGGCUGGUGACAUUUGGCUUCCAUCUGCACAAUGCCAUACCUGGUUUCCCUGUUCCCAAAUUUGAUUUAACAGAGCCUUCGUAUGAACUUGUGAAGAGUCAGCAAUGGGACGAUAUACCACCAAUUUCUGGAGUGCAACAACAAGUGGCAAGGCAAGCGAAGGCUUUCCUGUCCCUGGGAAAGUUGGCAGAAGUUCAAAUCAGUAGACCCAAAUCAAGUGGAGAGAAGUCAUGGCUGUGGUUUGCGACAGUGAAGUCUCUGAUUGGGAAAGGGGUUAUGCUUGCUGUCAGUCAAGGGAAAGUGCUGACUAAUGUGCUCAACAUUGCAAAUGAGGACUGCAUAAAAGUGGCAGCUGUUCUGAACAAUGCCUACUACCUGGAGAACUUGCAUUUCACCAUUGAGGGGAAGGACACUCACUAUUUCAUCAAGACCACCUCCCCGGAGAGCGAUCUCGGCACCUUGAGGCUGACAAGUGGGCGCAAAGCCCUGGAAAAUGGCAUCAACGUAACCGUUUCCCAGUCCACCACAGUGGUGAAUGGCAGGACUCGUAGGUUUGCCGAUGUCGAAAUGCAGUAUGGUGCGUUAGCUCUUCACGUCCGCUACGGAAUGACGCUCGAUGAGGAGAAGGCACGAAUACUGGAGCAGGCUAGGCAAAGAGCUCUGUCCAAUGCCUGGGCUAGGGAACAACAAAGAGUAAGAGAUGGAGAGGAAGGUGCCAGGUUAUGGACCGAAGGGGAAAAGAGGCAGCUGCUAAGUGCUGGAAAGGUACAAGGAUAUGAUGGGUACUAUGUACUCUCUGUGGAGCAAUACCCUGAAUUAGCAGACAGUGCUAACAAUAUACAGUUCCUUAGACAAAGUGAGAUAGGAAAGAGGUAACACACUGGCUUAGCUGAGGCUGCCAAAGAGACUGACUGUGUAUCAGUGUCUUCUGAAAGGGAGAUGAAACUGUUUUGCUGCAUUACUACUUGAGCCUAAACUUAUACCUUUGCUCAGAUUUUGCUGUAGCACAAUCUGACUAGACUCUACAAAGAAGAGAGAGCCUUCCAGAAGAAUGAUACUGCUAAAAACAAAACUUUUUUUCUGAAUGACCUUAAAGGUGAUCUGCUUUAAAGAAUAUGUUUACAUAUGCAUAUCGCUGCACUCAAGUUGGACUGAAAGUAUUAAAAAAAGGCCUAAAGAUUUUGCAACAGGCUGUCUGUUCCUUUGAACACUGUAUUUAACUACAAUACAGAUCCAUACAGUGUUUCCAAAUAUUACCGAAUUGUUGACCUUUUGCUUACAAGAAGUAAUCUCUUUCUUUCUUUCUUUCUUUCUCUCUCUCUCUCUCUCUCUCUGCAUAGGAUGUGGUAUAUAGCUCUGUUCAUUUUAAAAUGUGGGGCAGAAAUUAUUGUUUAUAGACAACCCAACUGCUUUAAAUUGUGCUGCUUUCUAAAAGGACAUUGGCACAAUGACUUAUGCUACCAUGUGAAUUUAAUAAUGGAUUUUACAAUGCUAACAUGGUUUGCCUCGGGGGGCAAAAUGGCAAAUAGAAUCCUUGUCACAGAUAAGCAAAGGAAACCCUGAUUUUUUUUGUAAAUUAUGUGAGACAAGUUGUUUAUGGAUUUUUAUAUGAAUUACAAUUUACUGUACAUCAAAUAUUAGUCUCAGAGGAGUUAAUUUAUGUAAAGUGUUUAAAAAAGUUUAUACUUAAAAAUAAAAUGAUAAAAACAUGUGCUGUGUGUGAUUUUUUUAAAAAAAGAAUUGCACCUUUGUUAUGUUAUAGCUGUACAGUAUAAAGGAUUAUAUUGUAGAGAUAUAACAAUGUAUGACUAAUGUCCAGAAGUGUUAAUAUUUUUGUAUUAGGUUUAAAACUGUGCAUCUGUCUAUCACUUUGCUGAUAGGAUGGAGCAUUCCCAAGUGGCUGGCUAAUCAGACAACUCCCUUUCCUGUCGCCCAAGCCAGUGCAGCUUCAUCAAUCACUGCUAGAAGGCACAGUAACCAAAUAAGGCUUGUUUAUUAUGAUGGAAGUCUUUAAUAGGUUGGGUUUUUCUUGCCUUCUCCUGGCCCCAAUGUAAUAAAUGGACAUUUCUUCAUAAAAAGUGGGGUUUCUGUUGUUUGCUUUUUUUAUGUGGGCUUAGAAGCUACAUUACGCAAUGGAAAGAAUAGUGUCUCAGGUGCUUGGCAAAUGUAUGUAGAAGAUGAUAUGAUGUAGUCUCAUCCAGUUUAUGUCAACUUUGUCUUCUGUAUAAUACAGCUGUUUUAAAUGUAUACUUUUAAGAAAGAGGAAAGCUAGCAAUGAUUAGAUGCUACAGAGUUUCUGUUUAGAAGGGUAAGCCAUUGAGUGGGUUAGUGCCCUGGCCUUGGGCUUCCAAGUCAAACCCUGUUACUCUGAAAACUGAACAGGAACUGGGGGUGAGAUGGGGAUGAAUAUCCUAGUGCCUAGUCAUAUCAGAAAACCACCACACAAUGUGGCAUGCUGUGCUCCCAAUAAAGGUCCAUUGAAUUGGUUGCAGGACAGCACUGAGGUGUGCACACAGUUCCAGGUAGGCGGCUUGCACAGCACCUCCGAUCUGUGCGCCAUUUCUUGGCUCAAGCCAUUCUCAGCUCUUUAAGCACCAAAUUCAGCCACAAAAAAAGUAUUUUUAAGGCAAGACAAAAUUGGGUUUUUUUAUUUUCAUUGAACUAUACAUGGUAUUUCUAUCUAUGUAUGAUAAUGUCAAAACAUAGCAAGUGAAUAUGUCUUAAAUAUGAACGGUUCGUGUGGAUGUAAGAAAAAUAGUUUUCUAAUUGAUUUGUAUACUGAGAUUCUAUAGUAUUACAUACUCUAAAUUGCACAGCAGGAUUGUUUGAUAAACAGAUUGGCUGGGAGAGAUUCAAACUAGCUACAGAACUAAUUACACUUUUAAUGAAUUCUGCUCUUUUAUUAGACUGAAAGCACAGAUUAGUUAAUAUUUUUUACCCUUGAAGUUCUGAGGACCCUAAAUUUAGAAACUAUGAUACGUCAGCCCCCAAAGGAGUGGUCUGGUUUAGCAUUUUACAGUUUUAAUCUAAAAUGUAAAGUGUUUGCAGUUCUGUUGGGUGGCUCUGUCACAGCACUCUAUCUAGCAUGAUGCAAGUGCUCUCUGUUGAAAUAGGCUCAUAUUCUUAAUUAUAUCAAAUGUUUCUGUUCUGUUUCAGUAUGAAAAGCUUGUAUAACAUGUCAGAAUUGAAAUAUACCUUCUACUUGACUUGUACUAGUUUCUUCUCCUUUGUUUGGGCACCAAUAAAUAACAAAUUUAUAGUAUCUGUUGGUGAUCAUUCUAGAUAAAGUCAAAUCAAGCCAAUUAGUGGCCUUGUUAGUAAGUAUAAUGAGCCUAUUUCUUGCUAAAAAGACUUGUGAUCUGGAUAUGCUCCUGCAGGAAAUAGUGACCUUGGGGAAUAUGUAAACAAAAGACCAUUUUUUUAAAGAAAAACUGUAUAAUUAAAAGAAGUAGCUUACAGCAAAGAAAAUGAGAUUCAACGUAUUUUAGGCGAAGCCAGUCAAAAUGCUUUCAUGAUAUUUUGAGAUGUAAAUUUUGUCUGAUUUGUAUUGGUCUUUUAAUUUGCCUUCUGAACUUUAUAUGUGUCCUGAAUUUUCCACAAAUUAAUGACUAUAGAUUGCAUUUAGGCUUUCCAAUAAAAGCCAACCCAACGUG